Cucurbita pepo subsp. pepo (vegetable marrow) is the source of this 1568-nucleotide messenger RNA. The record is from RefSeq and is a predicted model, not a curated record. NCBI's taxonomy places the organism in Eukaryota, Viridiplantae, Streptophyta, Magnoliopsida, Cucurbitales, Cucurbitaceae.
UUUAAGGGUUCAGGCGGCGAUUUGGAAAACAAGUUUCGGACAAACAACUACGAGGGAAUUUCCGAGCAAAAGACAACGCCAAUGAUCCCGCUUCUUGUUAGAAAGGUUGCGAGCUCACGCAAUACGCUCGGACGGAUCGCCGCAAUUGCUGCUGCUGGUUCUUGUAUCUGGUAUGCCGGAAGUAAAUUAGAUUCUGGAUCCUCUGUAGUGUUGUCAAUUCCUGCUGCUUUGAGUGAGCCACUGUUCCUUCCAUGGCAGACCGCGCACGGCUUCACGAUUCAUCCUUCGGGUGCAUUUGAUCACCAGAAAUUGGGUCUUUCAUUUUGUUCUUCAAGAGUCAGUCCUGCUCCACCAUCUGGUGUGGAGAAGGAAAAGCCUGGAGAUACGCAGAAGCCUUGUCCAAGAUGUUUGGAUAGAGAUACAAUUGCAAAUGCUGCAGCAGAUGUUGGCCCUGCUGUUGUAAAUAUUUCUGUUUCACAUGGUAUUUAUGGAAUUGCUACUGCUAAAAGCAUGGGAUCCGGAACAAUUAUUGACAAGGAUGGUACUAUUUUAACAUGUGCCCAUGUCGUGACGGAUUUUCAUGGUCCACGAGCUGCAUCCAAAGGAAAGGUAGAGGUUACUUUACAAGAUGGUCGGACAUUUGAAGGGACAGUAAUGAAUGCUGAUUUUCACUCUGAUAUUGCCAUUGUGAAAAUCAAUUCUAAAAGCCCUCUUCCCAUGGCAAAGCUUGGUUCUUCAAGCAAGCUCCGACCAGGGGAUUGGGUUGUAGCAAUUGGGUGUCCACUUUCGCUUCAGAAUACUGUCACAGCUGGUAUAGUAAGUUGUGUUGACCGUAAGAGUAGUGAUUUGGGUCUUGGUGGAAUGCGAAGGGAAUAUCUACAAACAGAUUGUGCAAUUAACGUGGGAAAUUCUGGGGGUCCUCUUGUUAAUGUGGAUGGAGAAGUUAUUGGUGUAAAUAUUAUGAAAGUGGAUGAUGCUGUUGGAUUAAGUUUCGCUGUACCAAUUGAUUCAGUCUCCAAAAUUACAGAGCAAUUCAAGAAAAGAGGGAGAGUUAUUCGGCCUUGGCUUGGAUUGAAAAUGAUCGAUCUCAAUGAAAUGAUAAUCGAACAACUUAAAGAAAGAGAUGCAUCUUUUCCAGACGUUACUAAAGGGGUUCUUGUAGCUAUGGUAACUCCUGGAUCCCCUGCUGGUCGUGCUGGGUUCCGUCCUGGUGAUGUCGUCAUCGAGUUCGAUAAGCAACCUGUUGCCAGUAUCCAAGAGAUCAUUGAAAUUAUGGGAGAUAGAGUUGGGAUUCCAUUGAAGGCAGUUGUGAAACGAUCUCUUAAUAGCAUCAUCACUUUGACUGUUCUUCCUGAGGAGUCCAAUCCAGAUAUGUGAUACUAUACACUCACUACACAAUCAAUUCAAUUCUUUCAUAUUUCCCAUCAUUUGGUUAUGGCUUAGGGUUAGAACUCGAUACCUUAACCUUCUCGUGUAAAGUUAUAUAGGAUGUUUAAGUUUAGUUUGUGAACUUUUAAGCUUGUCUAUUUGGUCGUUGAACUUGAAUUUGACUAGAAAUAGUCGUAGUU